AUGGCUGGUUGUCUGCAAAAUUCCCCACUUUGCAAAAAGUGGGCAUUUUUUAGAUGCCUGCUGCUUAUUUUUCCUCUAAGCUCCUGUUUUGCUGCAGUAUCCUCACAGCAGUUUGAUCCAGCUCACCUCUACUAUCACAGGUCCAGACCUAAUGAAGACAAUAUCAUCAUCGCUAACAAUGGGAUCAGGGUGCCUUUUGGGAGGUCUGUGUUUGUGGAUCCUGUGAAUGACCUGGUAACAGAAGUGCAGCCUGGUGACCGCUGCCACAUCACAGUUCUAGAGAAUGACCCACUGGCCCAGAAACCUGGGAUGUUGACCCCUAAAAAAUUCCCUUGUUCCUUUGGAGCAGAAGAAGUGAAAUACACUCAUUUUGGAUCUCGGAGCCCCAGUAAGGAUCGCGUAAAGCUUCAGCUUCGAUAUGACUCCCACACUGACACAGUUAUUAUCCCAUUCAUGUUGGAAAUGGAGGUGGUUUUUCAACAGCUUGAGAUUCUCACCAGGAAUAUGCCGCUCAAUGUUGAAAAGCUCAAUGGGGACAGCAACCCCAUUGAUAAAAAGGCUCUGGAGUUUUCCUUUGAGGACGGUGUCACUCAGUGUAAGAUCACCACUCUGGUUGGCGCUGGAGGUCUUCCCAGGUAUGGCACACUUUUAAAUAGCCCAGGAAAUGGCCAAAUGGUUGAUUGUGAUGAGUUCAUAAAAUUGGGCAUUCGCUACAAACACACUGCUAAAACCAAUUCACCAAACAGAGACUAUAUUCCAAUGAUGGUAGAGCUGCAGGAUAAUGAUGGCAACACGAUCAUGCAAGAGCAUUUCCAAAUGAUGGUUAGAAUCAAAGAAGGUGCGGAGAACACGGCUCCCAAACCCAGUUUUGUAGCCAUGAUGAUGAUGGAGAUUGAUCAGUUUGUGAUGACAGCUAUUACAAGUGACAUGCUGGCUGCUGAAGAUGUCGAAUCUGACCCAGAUGAUCUGAUCUUUAACAUUACUUCAACACUGAGCCCUCAGCAUGGUUAUAUCAUCAGUACAGAUGAUCAAAAUCUCCCUAUCACCUCCUUCUAUCAGAGGGACAUCAAAGAUCUGAAAAUAGCCUACAAGCCACCUUCAGAGGACUCAGAACAAGAGAGAAUUUUCCAGCUUGAGUUUGAAAUUGUAGAUACUGACGGUGCGGUGUCUGAUCCUUUUGCUUUUAUGAUUGUGGUGAAGCCUAUGAAUACCUUGGCUCCUGUUGCAACCAAAAAUACAGGACAGCUAUUGUUUGAAGGGCAAUCCCGAGCCCUCUCAAGCUUGCAGAAUCUAGAGAUUAGUGAUGAGGAUAACCUGGAAGAUGUGAGAAUCACAGUUGUUGAUGGUUUAAAGCAUGGAGACCUCACUGUGCUAGGCUCACGCAGGAAAUUCUUCACCCCUGCUGAUCUAGACGCCAGCAUUGUAGUGUAUCAGCAUGAUGGCAGUGACACCUACAGUGACAAUAUUAUUUUUAGAAUGACUGAUGGAAGUAAUGAAGUGGAAUUUUUGUUCCCCAUCACUAUUGCUCCCACUGAUGAUGAGCCCCCUAUUAUUAAUGCUAACACUGGCCUGGUGCUGUUCAAGAACGAAGUUAUGCAGAUUUCUCCCUUCAUCCUGAGUGCAACAGAUAUUGACUCAGAGGACUCCACCAUAAAGUUUAUCUUGGAAGCGCCAUACUCCACUUUAGGGGAGCUCCUGCUUAGGCAAGUAGAGCCACCCACUGACUCAUCUCAGUGGAAGUUCAGUGAGACAGAUGAGAUGUUUGAGCAGGUGGUAACUGAAUGGUUUCAGCAGGAUAUUCUUGAUGGAAAGCUGUUCUAUCAUCACAUUGGACCCCAUAGCACCACCACUGUGAUUGAUCAGUUUGUGUUCCGUGUCCAGGAUGACAAUGACCCUCCUAAUCAAUCAGGAGAGCACAUGUUUACAAUUAAAAUCCAUCCUGUUGAUGACCUUGCCCCUGAGCUUGUCCCAGGUACAACCCUUCACAUGACAGUCCAGGAAUAUGAGCUCACAUUCUUUAGAAAGAACUUCUUGUGUUAUACGGAUCUAGAUUCAGAUGACAGAGACCUGAAAUACACCAUCACUAAACCACCAACUGACACAGAUGAUAACAAUCCAGGCUCCUUAGGUGAAAUUGUACUUACUGAGAGCCCUGACACCAUAAUCAAAGAGUUCACACAAGCCCAGGUUAAUCACCACAAAGUAGCUUACAAGCCUCCAGACCAGGAACUGGGUAUUACUCCAAAAGUGGCUCAGUUCUCAUUCAUUGUGGAAGACACAGCUGGUAACACAGCAGAUGGACUAUUCACCAUUUUUCUACAGCCAGUUGACAACAAACCCCCAAUUAUCACCAACACAGGUUUCACUGUUAUGGAAAGAAAUACCUACAUUAUUACCCGGAAGGAGCUGCAUGCCACUGACACAGAUACAGAUGAUGAAAAUAUAAUCUUCACUGUGACCCAGAUUCCUCGAAACGGGCAGCUCCAGUAUUUAGGGAUUGACAUGUCAAAUGGUGAAACAUUUGUGCUUGACGACAUUGCAAAUGACCGUCUAGCUUACAUUCAUGGAGGAGAGGAAUCCCUUAGCGAUAUCAUCAAACUUGCUGUAAGUGAUGGCUUCCAUGAGGUACCCAUUAUUGUUAAGAUCACCAUUGAGCCGGUCGAUGAUGAGACCCCAACAAUCAUGCUCCCAGAGGGCCUGCUAGGAGCCUCCAUUGAUGUACUAGAGAAUGGAGCAACAGAGAUAACAAGUAAUGUCAUUCAGGGCCGUGAUGAAGACACAGAUGACCUAAUGCUCACUUUCAUUGUUGAAGAACCUCCCAGGAUGGGCGAAAUCCUUGUUAGUGGGGCUCCGGCUGAAAGAUUCACCCAGGAGGACAUCAUCAACGGGAUGGUGGUGUAUGCUCACACAUCUGGUGAGAUUGGUCCAGUCAAAAAACAUGACUCCUUCAACUUAACUUUGUCUGAUAUGUCUGAUCAGUGGGUGGUGGGUGGCAACAAGGUCCAAGGCGUGACAGUUCAAGUAACCAUCCUUCCAGUUGACAGCAUACCACCUGUUGUCAGUGUUGGUGGGCAGUUUGUUGUGGUAGAAGGGGAGAAGAAUGUUAUUACUAUAGACCACAUUCAAGCUGAGGAUGUUGACACCAACAAUGAUGACAUCCUUUGCACCAUCAUUGUCCAGCCAACAUCUGGCUACGUGGAGAAUAUCUCUCCAGCUGCAGGUUCUGAGAAAUCAAGAGCUGGAACUGCAAUCACUGCCUUUACCAUUAAGGAUGUCACCCUUGGUCAUAUCUACUAUGUCCAAAGUAUCCACAAAGGGGUUGAACCUGUGGAGGAUCGUUUCACAUUCCGCUGCUCUGAUGGUAUUAACUUCUCUGAACGUCACUUCCUCCCAAUUGUCAUAAUUCCAGCAAACGAUGAGAAGCCUGAGAUUUUCAUGCGUGAAUUUGUGGUAAUGGAAGGCAUGAGUCUUGUUAUCGACACACCAAUUCUGAACGCAGCUGAUGCUGACAUCCCCGGAGAUGAACUGCAUUUUGAGAUCAUCAAAAAUCCUAAGCAUGGUGCAAUAGUUCAGCAGCUCAGCACUGGCACAAUCCCAGUGGAGAGGUUCAACUUGGAACAAAUAAAAGAAGCAUCCAACAUUGUUUAUGAACAUGAUGACUCUGAGACUAAAGAAGACAGCUUUGAGGUCAGACUGUCUGACGGCAAACAUAAAGUAGAAAAAACUGUUCUCAUCAUGGUUAUUCCUGUAGAUGAUGAGACACCGAGAAUGGCUAUCAAUGAUGGCCUUGAUGUUGAGAUUGGAGAGACAAAACUAAUCAGUAACAGUGUUUUAAAGGCAACAGAUCUCGACUCGGAAGACAAAAAACUAACAUAUGUUGUGCGAUACGGACCUGCCCAAGGCUACCUUCAGCGGAUUGGUAAAUUUGGAGAUGUUUUAGGCAACAUAACUCUGGGAAUGAAUUUCACACAGGAUGAAAUUGACAAAAAACUCAUUCAGUAUGUGCAUACAGGCCAAGAGGGCAUCCGUGACCUGCUGAAAUUUGAUGUCACAGAUGGUAUCAAUCCACUUAUUGACCGUUACUUUUACAUCAACAUUGGGAGCAUUGACAUGGUUUUCCCAGACGUUGUCAAUAAAGGCGUAAUUCUCAAAGAAGGAGGAAAAGUGACUCUCACUACAGAUCUCCUCAGUACCACUGACAUCAACAGUCCUGAUGAGUACCUCAGCUUUAGCAUCACAAGAGCACCAAGCAGAGGACACUUAGAGUGUACUGACCACCCAGGUGUUCCCAUUUCCACUUUCACUCAACUGCAGCUUGCUGGCAACAAGAUCUACUACAUCCACACCUCCGAUGAUGAGAUGAAAAUGGACAGCUUUGAGUUUGAGGUGACAGAUGGCUACAAUCCUGUCUUUCGAACCUUCCGAGUAUCCAUAACUGAUGUAGAUAAUAAAAAACCUGUAUUGACUGUGAACAAACUGGUUGUUGAUGAGGGAGAAACCAAGCUCAUUACACCAUUUGAGCUGACAGCUGAGGAUCGGGACACGUCUGACAGACUGCUGCGCUUCGUAGUCACACAGGUGCCGGUGCACGGUCAACUGCUUUUCAAUAACACCCAACCAAUCGCAACCUUUACCAAGCAGGACCUGAAUGAGAAUCUCAUCAGCUAUAAGCACGACGGCACUGAAACCAAUGAAGACAGCUUCUCUUUUACUGUCACAGAUGGCACUCAUGCAGACUUUUAUGUCUUUCCUGAUACUGUGUAUGAGACACGCAGACCUCAGAUGAUGACCAUUCGCAUUAAUACAGUAGACAACGGUGUGCCCCAGAUUUUGGUUAACAAAGCUGCUGCCUCGCUGAAAGUCCUCCAAACAGGACACCUGGGCUUCGUGAUCACUAGUAAGGUCCUUCGAUCAGAAGACAGAGACAGUCCUCAGAAAAUUCUGAAGUACAUUGUGUCUGAGGCUCCACUGCAUGGCUUCAUCAUGAACACUGCACUAGGCAAUGAGAGCAUCAAGACCUUCACACAAGCUGACAUCAAUGACAUGAAGAUCUGUUAUGUGCUGCUGGAUAAGAGCAAUGCCACAAGUGAUAUCUUCUAUUUCACAGUCGAAGACAACGGUGGGAAUAAACUAAAACCUCAGCCAUUCAGGCUUAACUGGGCCUGGAUCUCUCUGGAAAGGGAAUACUACUUGGUGGAUGAAGAUGCCAAAUUCUUGGAAGUGACACUGAAACGUAGAGGCUACCUUGGAGAAACCUCUUUUGUCAGUAUUGCAACUAAAGAUGGCACAGCCGAGAAAGACAAGGACUUCCGUGGUAAGGCCCAGAAGCAGGUCCAGUUCAACCCUGGGCAGACCACAGCAACCUGGAGGGUGAAGAUCUUCACAGACCAAGAGUUUGAGACCUCUGAGAACUUUAAGAUCCAGCUAUCAGACCCAGUUAUGGCAGUUCUGGAGUUUCCUGACAUUGCAACUGUAGAGAUUGUGGACCCUGGAGAUGAAUCGACCGUUUUCAUUCCUCAAGCAGAAUUCAAGAUAGAGGAAGAUAUUGGAGAGCUCUUAGUGCCAGUGAGGCGUUCGGGAGAUGCCAGCCAGGAGCUUAUGGUAGUUUGUUAUACUCAGCAAGGCACAGCAACUGGCACAAUACCCAGCACUGUUUUGUCCUACUCUGACUAUAUCACCCGACCUGAGGACCACACCAGCGUGUUGCGUUUCGAUAAGGAUGAGAGAGAAAAAGUCUGCCGCAUUAUUAUCAUAGAUGACUCCCUGUAUGAGGAAGAGGAGACCUUUAACGUCAGCCUCAGUAUGCCAAUGGGUGGCCAGCUUGGCGCCAACUUCCCAUCUGCCAAAGUCACUAUUUUGGCAGACAGUGAUGAUGAGCCUUCACUGUACUUUGGAGAGCCUGAGUAUACUGUUGAUGAGAGUUCGGGCUAUGUCGAGGUAAAGGUCUGGAGGACUGGUACUGACCUGUCCAAGACUGCUACUGUCACCGUCCGCUCCAGGAAAAGUGAACCUGUUUCUGCAGAAGCUGGACUUGACUAUGUCGGCAUUAGCCGCAACCUGGACUUUGCUCCUGGAGUGACAAUGCAGACAUUUAGGGUCACCAUCUUGGAUGACCUGGGUCAGCCAGAGCUGGAGGGACUUGAGACCUUUGACCUUGUAUUGAGGAUGCCCAUGAAUGCUGUGUUAGGAGAACCCAGCAAGACAACCAUCACCAUCAAUGAUACUGUCACUGAUCUCCCAAAGGUUCAAUUUAAAGAAGGAAGCUACAAAGUGGAUGAGUCAGAUGGUGAGGUGAGAGUCACGGUGUACCGCAGUGGAGACAUCAGCCUUAGAUCCACAGUGCGCUGUUACACCCGCCAGGGUUCUGCUCAGGUCAUGAUGGACUACAGUGAGAGGCCAAAUACUGACGCAUCAAUCAUCACUUUUCUACCAGGUGAGUCUGAGAAGCCGUGUGUGGUGAGUCUGAUGGAUGACUUCAUCCAUGAGGAAGACGAGGAGUUCCGCUUGAUGCUGGGAAGUCCCAAAAGCAAGUCUCCUUAUGGAGCCUCAAUCGGGGAACAGAAGGAAGCAUUGGUCACCAUCACGGAUAAGAAAGACAAGCCCAUCAUCCGUUUUUCUGAGAUCAAGUACAGUGUUCGUGAACCCCAAGUGAAAGGGGAUGUGGCAAUAGUGAAGAUUCCUAUUCUGCGUUUUGGGGACACAUCAAAAGUCUCAGUGGUCAGAGUGCACACAAAGGAUGGCUCUGCAACCUCUGGGGAAGACUAUAACCCGUUGUCAGAAGAUGUGGAAUUCAAGGAGGGGGAGAAAGAGCACUUUGUUGAGAUUGAGAUCCUGUAUGACGGUCAGAGAGAGAUGAGAGAGGCCUUUACUGUGCACAUGAAGCCAGACGACAACAUGGUGGCUGAAAUACAGAUGAACAAGGCCAUUGUGUACAUUGAGGAGAUGGAUAGUGUAGCCGAUGUUACCUUCCCUGCAGUUCCCCAAGUGGUGUCCCUGCUCAUGUAUGAUGAUACAGCUAAAACCAAAGACAGGCCCCACCCACCUAAUGGAUAUCCUGUUGUGUGUGUGACGGCCUGCAACCCAAAGUACCAUGACUUUGAUAAAACAGGCUCCAUCUGCUCUGUGGAGAAUAUCAAUGACACUCUCACCCAGUACCGCUGGCUGAUCAGCGCUCCUACUGGACCAGAUGGAGUGACCAGCCCCAUGAGGGAGGUGGACACGAACACCUUCUUCACAAACACUAAGUCCAUCAUUUUGGAUUCAAUCUAUUUCCAAGCUGGUUCUAGGAUUCAGUGUGCAGCAAGAGCCUUUAAUGCCAAUGGAGAUGCUGGUCUGGAACUGUCCAGUCCCAUUGUUGUGAUCAGCAAAGAGGAAGGUAUGUGUCAGCCUCGCAUCCCAGGCACUGUUGGAGCCGAACCUUUCUCUGCAAAGAUUCGCUACACAGGUCCAGAUGAUCCAGACUUCCCAAACCUCAUCAAAUUGAACAUCAACAUGCCUCACAUGGAUGGAAUGUUGCCAGUGAUCUCCACAAGACCUUUGUCCAACUUUGAGCUUACACUCAGUCCAGAUGGCACACGUGUGGGCAACCAUCGCUGUUCCAACCUGCUGGACUUCAACGAGAUCCAAACUGGUCACGGCUUUAUCACGGAUGCAACAAAGAAUCCUGAAAUCAUUGGAGAGACUUCACCCUACCAGUACAGCACCAUCAUGCGGUCAACCAAUUCUCUUCGCUUCUACAGAAACCUCAACUUAGAAGCCUGUCUCUGGGAGUUUAACAGCUACUACGACAUGUCAGAGCUGCUCAAUGACUGUGGAGGUUCCAUUGGCACUGAUGGACAGGUGCUGAACUUGGUCCAGUCUUAUGUCACCCUGCGUGUUCCUCUAUUCGUGUCUUAUGUGUUCCACUCUCCCGUGGCUGUUGGAGGCUGGCAACACUUUGAUCUGCAGUCAGAGCUCAAACUCACCUUUGUAUAUGAAACAGCUAUCCUGUGGCAGGAUGGCAUUGGAAGUCCACCUGAAGCUGAACUACAGGGAGCCAUGUAUCCCACCAGCAUGCGUAUAAAUGGGGAGGGCCGGCUCGUGGUCAACUUCAAGACCGAGGCUCGCUUCAGGGGACAGUUUGUUAUGUCUCAUCCAGGAACCAGUGUGUCAUCCAUGGUGAUAUGUGCUGACCAUCCUGGGCUGACGUUUACUCUCACCCUGGUCAGGACUGAGCCAACGUAUAACCAGCCCAUGCAGCAGUGGAAUUUCGUCUCAGAUUUUGCAGUACGGGACUACUCUGGGACCUACACUGUGAAGUUGGUUCCUUGCAUUGCAUCGCCUAAUGGAGAGUUCAGCAUCCCUCCUGUCUGCCACCCCAGGGAACCACUUACUUUUGACAUGGACAUUCGCUUCCAGCAGGUGAGCGACCCAGUGGCGGCUGAGUUCAGUCUGAACACUCAGAUGUUCCUGCUCUCUAAGAAAGAGCUGUGGUUGUCUGAUGGCUCCAUGGGUUUCGGAGAAGAGACUGAUGCUGCUUUUUCAGAAGGUGCCACGAUUUAUGGCCGCGUGAUGGUUGACCCUGUCCAGAACCUGGGUGACUCGUUCUCUUGCAGCAUUGAGAAAGUUUUUCUGUGCACCGGAGCAGAUGGCUAUGUCCCCAAAUAUAAUCCCACUAAUAAGGAGUAUGGCUGUCUGGCAGAUGCUCCUUCUCUGCUUUACAGAUUCAAAAUCCUGGAUAAAGCCCAGCCAGAGACUCAAGCUUCAGCAUUUGGUAAUGUUGCUUUUAAGGCCACAUUGGCUCAGGAUACAGCUGAAGCUAUGCCUCUGGUCAGACAACCAGGCACAGAUGGCUUCACACUAUCUUCCUCCCCACUCUUCCAAGUUGCUGCUGGUCGGGAAUGGUUCAUCCACACCAUCUAUACUGUCCGCUCCAGAGAAAAUGCCAACCGAAACAUUGGCAAGCGCAGUGUGGAAUAUCUCCAUCACAGCGUCUCUUCUGUUGAGCGACCCCACACCUCCAAUGUGGCCUCUCGCCUCCGCCGAGCUGCCCCUGCUUUCUCAGGUCCAGCUUUAGCCCAGGAUAUUGGUAUCGAAAACAACCGGGGCACCAACAUCCAGCACAUUGCACUGGACCGAACAGACCGCAUAGUGGUCAACCAGCUGCAGCCCUGGACCCCUAACCGUGACCCCUUCCUGGAGCGCCCCCUGCUGGAGAGUUCAAGCAGAGAGUCAGCUGACACCUUCUACCUACCAGUGUUAGUGGGCAUCGCAGGUCUGAUCCUCUUCAUCUGCCUCAUCGCCAUUAUUGUCAUUUUGCUGGUGCGGCGCAAGAGGAAGGAAAAGAAGACUAAGUACCCUCUGUACACCACCUCCUCCUCUUCUGCCUACACUGGCUACAGUCAAGGUCCUGCAGGUUUGUGGAGCAGCUCAGACAGCUCUGAGGUCUAAAUGUGGACUCUGUUUCAUGUGAUCAUCUGUCCCCUAUUUAAGACUACAAUAGUCUCUUCACCACUGUGCCUUUGAAACCAAACUAAAAAGAGCCCUGUGGACAGAAAAUAAUGUCAGUGCUUGGGGCCUACAAAGAGAGAAUAUGCCAGUUUUGAGGCUUACUGAUUUCUGAAGAUGGUUAGUUUUUACAGGAAUGUACUGAAGGGUUGGUUCCUUAUUACAGCCUAUUCAGAGUUGUGGUAGUAUGUAGAAGACCCCUAAAAUGAUAUUCACCUCUUUCACUGGUUGCCAAGUUGUAAACUAUUGCAAUUCAUCCCGUUUGCAAGUGCAUGCAGUAAAUACAACUAGCUCACAAGUGAAUGUCAAUUUUAUUUAGGUUUCGUCGAAGAAAUUUUUCUAUGCUUAUCCUUUAAAAUUAUUUAGUUUUUUAUAUAAAUUCAUUGUGUUCCUUAUUUUAUUUUGUGGAGAAUAGAGAAAAUGGACUGAAUGCUAUGUGAAACUGACCUGAGUAAAUGACAGUUUUGUCCGGUUGUGCUUUCAAAAGCCUGCAGCACACAUGCCCACCACUAACAGCACCGUAGUGCCACUGAAAGGGGUUGUAAUAGCUAUUUUAGGCUUUUUGAGAAUGCAGAUUCACUUUCUUCUAAGCUUUUCAGAUAAAUGUGGCUGAAAACUGAUGCAAAUGUAUCUGUGUAAAUAUCAAAGCAGGACUAUGACAAAAAAAAAGGUAUCACUAUACCCUGGUUAAAACUUGAAAAAUAUUAAAUACAUGUCUUUCUGCUUCUUUAAGUCCUGAAAGGAGAAAUUUCCUGUCCGUAGGUGUGAAUAUAUUUGGUGAGUAGACUUAUGGCUUUUCAAUUUUGUGACAAAUGUUUGGAUCCCACUACUCUUAAAUUGCCAAAUACAAGUGUCGUUUUCUGAAUAAGCAGGAAGCAUUUUCUUUUUUUUACAAAAAGGUAACUUUAUUUUUUAUGCUCAAAAAAGGACAUUUUCAACUUCACAUAGGAAGAUAAAAGAACAGAUGUUUUUCUUAAGAAUACAAAGGGCACAUAUUUCAAGCAAUGGAAUGCAGUACAACCAUCAGGCAUAAAUAGAUUUAUUUCAGUUAACUACUCAUUAAAAAAAAAAAAGAAAAAUCAGCACAGCUGCAGUGUUUAGGUAAGUAAGAAGAGGGCAGGCUCGUAAAGGAGCACCUCCUAAAACCUAAUACAACCAGAUCAGUCCGUUAGGGAUUUUACACAGUACAUUAUCACAGCCUGCUAAACAAAUACCGAUACUAGAACUAAUGAUACUGGAGCUGGCUGCCGCUUUCAAAUUUUGAUGCUGCAGGCUGUGAGGAGUUUCACAACUUCAGCUUUUUCCUGCGUCCUCGACCAUCUGGAGUUCCCUCUGCCUUUCGUUUCUGUGCCUACAAAGCAAGGGGGAGGUUGUUAGAAAAGCCUUCAUAUAUUUGUGCCCAGCUGAACUUGUGGAAAUGUGCACACAGAUGGCUCUUCAGGUCUACCAGAAGUCUGCUGGUGUAGACAGUUAAUGUUCAACUUUGAGAAAAAAGUUUUUUUUUUCCUUAAAAAAAAAAAAAAAAAAAACUUUUAAUGAAUAAUAAAGAGACUGGUUU
Melanotaenia boesemani (Boeseman's rainbowfish) is the source of this 11044-nucleotide messenger RNA. It is a transcript of the gene frem3, whose product is annotated as Fras1 related extracellular matrix 3. Lineage: Eukaryota; Metazoa; Chordata; Actinopteri; Atheriniformes; Melanotaeniidae. The coding region runs from base 1 to 9429 and encodes 3142 amino acids. The transcript is spliced from 24 exons. Gene Ontology annotation, biological process: cell communication. The record is from RefSeq and is a predicted model, not a curated record. Gene Ontology annotation, cellular component: membrane.